Messenger RNA from Striga asiatica, 327 nucleotides. The record is from the annotation of a GenBank genome assembly. Lineage: Eukaryota; Viridiplantae; Streptophyta; Magnoliopsida; Lamiales; Orobanchaceae.
AUGAAUGUUGAGAAUUGCACAGGACAUGUUCUCAUAAAGCACGAGGCAUAUGUUCACAUGUACUAUGUGUUCAUAUAUACCAUAUAUGUGCAUAAAUUUUACGUGAUUUCGUACAAUUUAGUAAAAUCCGGCGACAAGCUUGGGCCGGUUCAUACGUAUUUCAUCAUCUCAUCAGAGAAUCUUCAUGAUCAGCUAAUCGUCGUCGACACGGGAGCUCUCGGUGUGAGCUCUUGUCGGGCUGUCGGAAUUGGCGGGCGGAGGCGGCAGCGGGACAGUCGACGACGACGACAUGACCGACGGGGCUUGUUGCGGUGGUCGGCUUUGUGA